CUCAAGUGCAUAACGCACAUGAGGAGGAUAUUGCACAGAAACGUGCGAACGCAUCUGGAAACUUCUAGUCGAACGCCAGUCAUUGAUAAUUAACCACUUCUACCAGCAUUUAUCUCUCAAACCAGAGACAGUUAAUAAUUUUUAACAACAGUAGCUGACAGGAUGUCUGUCAUUGAGGAAGAGCGCGUACGCGGCAGUGUUUUUAAGGACAUUAAUGCUGAAGAUGAAGACGUUCAACCUACAGUGAUCGAGAGUUUGUGCAUGAACUGUUUUGAAAAUGGAAGCACGCGCCUUCUACUUACGAAGAUCCCAUUCUUUAAAGAAAUAAUUGUCAGCUCCUUCACAUGUCCACACUGCAACUGGACCAACACAGAAAUCCAGUCUGCCGGGCGGAUACAAGAGCAGGGUGUCCUGUACACUUUACAGGUGAAGACCAAAGAGGACAUGAACCGAGAGGUUGUGAAGUCUGACAGUGCGUUGACCAGAAUUCCAGAACUUGAUUUUGAAAUUCCUGCCUUUACACAGAAGGGCUCAUUAUCAACAAUUGAAGGUCUCCUGAACAGAGCAGUGGCGGGUUUAGAACAAGACCAGCCAGUCAGAAAGGCAACAGAUCUAGCCGUAGCUGAAAAAAUAGAGGAAUUCAUCCAGAGGUUGAAAAAACUAAAAGAUGUUGAAGAGGAAUUCACACUAAUUAUCGAUGAUCCAUCUGGGAAUAGUUUUAUUGAGAACCCAUUUGCACCUCAGAAAGACAAAGCUCUUUCUAUUACGCAUUACAAGAGGUCACCUCAAAACAACGCUGCUCUAGGAAUAGAGGUAGAAGAGGAACAGGAAGAUGAAAAGCCUGGCAAUGAUCUAGACACCAUGAGAAAUGAGGUAUUAGUGUUUAACACUAACUGCCCAGAAUGCAACGCCCCAGCCAAUACAAACAUGAAGCUUGUCCAAAUUCCACACUUCAAAGAGGUUAUUAUAAUGGCUACUAAUUGUGACAGUUGUGGACAUCGCACUAAUGAGGUGAAAUCAGGAGGAGCCACAGAAGAUCAGGGAACUAGAAUAACACUCCACUUAACAGACUCCUCAGAUAUGUCCAGAGACCUGCUUAAGUCAGAGACGUGUGGCGUGUUGAUUCCUGAGCUGGAGUUUGAGUUGGGAAUGGCGGCUCUUGGAGGAAAGUUCACAACCCUAGAGGGACUUCUCAAGGAUAUCAAAGAACUGAUUGUUUCGAAAAACCCCUUCAUGUGUGGAGACAGUUCUACUGCGGACAGAGCAGAGAAACUAGAGCUUUUUGGGCAAAAGAUUGACAAGAUAAUUGCAGGAGAAAUGGAUGUUCAUAUUAUCCUGGAUGAUCCAACAGGGAAUAGUUAUCUUCAGAAUGUUUAUGCCCCAGAUCCAGACCCAGAAAUGAAGAUCGAAAGGUACACUCGAACUUUUGAGCAGAAUGAAGACUUGGGUCUAAAUGACAUGAAAACAGAGGGGUACGCAGAGGCGUAGGUUUAGAGUCAAAUGUACGAUGGAGGAGAGCAAUUAUAUGGAUAAUUGUGUCAAAGCCUUUAUAUAACUUUGUUUAUUACAAUAAAAGUUAAAAGUGAAUUAAAUAAAGUCACAAGCACUUGUGAAAACUGGUUGAAUUAUCAUUUGAGGGGAAAGAAAAGUACUAUUUUUGCUUAAGACGGAGUACAUGCAAGGGGCUGAGUUUUCCUUGCUGCAUUUGAAAUUGUGUAAUGUUUCGGCCAGCUUGUUUAGGAGGCUCUUAUGUUAAUUACAGUCUAACACAAUUGUUACAAGAUUAUGAGGUACUUAACUACACUUAAUAAAGUAGUCUUAAGUUAACCCCACUAUGAAUGUGAAUGAUGUGGAUGCAUUUUGUUCAUACACAAGGCUGUAUGUAUAUUCAUAUAUCAUUUAUGGAUCAUUUGUACAAUAAAAUUGUUUCAACAGUGUUGAAACACUCGACAAAUAAUGGUGCUGAUCUAGUUACUUCACCUUAUUUUCCAGGUAGAAAUCUUCUACCUCCACGCCAUAAAGCCCAAAGACAAUGUUAUAGCUGAGAAUACAUUUACGAUAGUGCUGGAACAUUCACUUGAACUGUUAAAGGAAUUUUACUGGUUUAACACACGUUACACUCAAUUGACAGCAUUGUGGCGUAAUGUUUAUUAGCACAAAAAAGAAUUGACUAUUUCUUCAUUUUACUCUCUCCUCUCCACCAAUAGUUGGUGUGUCGUGGGCUUACUGGCGCACUAUGGCUUCUGUCGCAUCAUCCUGGUAGAUGCUGCACACUGGUUGUGGUUGAGGAGAGUCUCCUGUUCACUGUGUGAAACGCUUUGAGUGUAGUAUAAGAAAAGAGCUAUAUCAGUGUAAAAUUCAUUAAAAGAAAAAAAAAGAAUUUUAUGGGACUUACAAUGUAAGUGAAUGGGGCCAAUCCAUAUAAAAAAAAACCUCACUGUUACAAAGGUUUAGCCACAAAAUUUAAACAUUGUGUUAACACUGAAAUGUUGGCAUAUUGGACAUAACUUUAGAUAAUGUUAAUAAGUGUAUUUAUCACACUAAAUCCAUAUUAACACAAUGUUUACACUCUGGUUCAAAAGUAUAGCUACAAAACGUAAACAACACAAUAUUAGUGCGAUAAAACCAGGGAUUUAGCAGCGUUAAAAUGGUUACUAGAUUACAAGUUUUACUAUGAAACGUCAUCAUAACAAUGAAGUUGUACCAUUGGAUAGCCUAUAACUUAAGACGGAUGCGUAAGUGAAUUUAUUACACCAUGUUAACACAUUGUUUAAAAAUCAUAGCUACAAAAUAUAAACAUUAUGUUAAAGGAAUAGUUCACCCAAAAGUGAAAAUUCUCCCAUCAUUUACUCACCCUCAUGCCAUCCCAGAUGUGGAUGACUUUCUUAUGCAGAACACAAAGGUUUGUAGAAGAAUAUCUCAGCUCUGUAGGUCCAUACAAUGCAAGUAAAUAGUGAUCAAAACUUUGAAGCUCCAAAAAGCAGUGCAAAAGAAAGCCAUAUGACUCCAGUUGUUUAAUCCAUGUUUCCUGAAGCAAUAUGAUAGUUGUGGGUGAGAAACAGAUCAAUGUUUAUGUCCUUUUUUACUAUAAAUCUCCACUUUCACUUCCACAUUCUUCUUUUGGCGAUUUGAAUCUUCGUUCAUAUCGCCACCUACUGGUUGUAGCUGGUCAAAGGUGGAGAUUUAUAGUAGAAAUUGACUUCUCACCCACACCUAUCAUAUUGCUUCAGAAGACAUGGACUGAACCACUGGAGUCUUAUGGAUUACUUUUAUGCUGCCUUUGGAGCUUAAACGUUCUAGUUACCAUUAACUUGCAUUGUACGAACCUGCAGAGCUAUUAGUCUAAAAAUCUUUGCAUUCAGCAGAAGAUGGAAAGACAUUCACAUCUGGGAUGGCAUGAUGGAGUAAAUAAGAAUUCCUCGAGGUGUGCUAUUUUUUUAAUAAAUGAGGGCCAAAUCCAGAUUAUGUGUUGUGGUAAUCAACAUUAUGCCACAAAUCUUGGCAAUUUAGAUUAACUUGUAUCAUACCAGAACAUUUCUUUAAUACUGUACCACACU
This is a messenger RNA of Xyrauchen texanus (razorback sucker), 3557 nucleotides long. It is a transcript of the gene zpr1, whose product is annotated as ZPR1 zinc finger. The transcript has 13 exons. The coding region runs from base 163 to 1488 and encodes 441 amino acids. NCBI's taxonomy places the organism in Eukaryota, Metazoa, Chordata, Actinopteri, Cypriniformes, Catostomidae. Gene Ontology annotation, cellular component: nucleus; cytoplasm. The record is from RefSeq and is a predicted model, not a curated record. Gene Ontology annotation, molecular function: zinc ion binding.